ACCAAAUCAAAAAAAAAGCACCUUCCGUCUCCCGUGCUUUUUAUGCAUAGGUAUUUCUUUAUUGAUUUUCAUGGAAAUAUUAGUGAUAUUGUUCUAUUACAAAUAAAUAAACAGUAUUUAGCAUAGUUAUUGAUAUAUAGUGAGGCAUUUGGAGUCGGCUGCCGACAACGAUGGCUACUAUAUCAUUUGCCAAAAGUUUGGUUACCCCAGCCGUCAGACUGGUUCUGAAGCAGGGCCAGAGUGCUCAUUUGCGCAGCACCAACUUGCCUGGCCUGUCACCACUCAGUAUUGUACUUGGAAGGAACUAUGCUGAAAAGCAGGUGUUUGAAAGGACAAAACCUCACUGUAAUGUGGGCACAAUCGGACACGUUGAUCAUGGGAAGACCACCUUAACUGCUGCCAUAACCAAAGUAUUAUCAGACCGCAACCUUGCCCAGUCCAAAGGCUACUCAGACAUUGACAAUGCCCCAGAAGAGAAGGCUCGUGGUAUCACAAUCAAUGUUGCUCAUGUUGAGUACCAGACAGAUUCGAGACAUUAUGGGCACACAGACUGCCCUGGGCAUGCUGACUACAUCAAGAACAUGAUCACUGGCACAGCUCAGAUGGAUGGUGCUAUAUUAGUAGUAGCGGCAACAGACGGUGUGAUGCCACAGACUCGUGAGCAUUUACUGCUUGCUAAACAAAUUGGUAUCCAGCAUGUUGUUGUGUUCAUCAACAAAGUUGACGCAGCUGAUGAGGAGAUGGUUGAGCUUGUAGAGAUGGAAAUCCGUGAGCUCAUGACCGAGAUGGGUUAUGACGGCGACAAAAUCCCUGUCAUUAAAGGCUCUGCCUUAUGUGCUUUGGAGGGCAAGAGCCCUGAAAUUGGCUCAGAUGCCAUUACCAAACUCCUGGAAGAAGUAGAUGCCUUCAUCCCAACUCCAGUCCGUGAACUGGAUAAACCUUUCCUCCUGCCAGUGGAAUCUGUGCAUUCCAUUCCUGGACGUGGUACUGUGGUUACUGGGCGCUUGCAUCGAGGUGUUCUAAAGAAGGGUACUGAAUGUGAAAUUGUUGGACAUGGCAAAGUUAUGAAGACUACAGUGACAGGUGUAGAAAUGUUCCAUAAGACUUUGGAUGAGGCGCAGGCUGGAGACCAGCUUGGAGCAUUAGUGCGCUCUAUCAAACGAGAGCAGAUCAAGAGAGGAAUGGUCAUGGCUAAGCCUGGAACAGUCAAGGCUCAUGACAAUAUUGAAGCCGCAGUGUACAUCCUCAGCAAAGAGGAAGGAGGCAGAUCAAAGCCCUUCACAUCAUUCAUUCAGCUGCAAAUGUUCUCUAUGACAUGGGAUUGUGCUUCACAAGUUACCAUUCCUGACAAAGAGAUGAUUAUGCCUGGAGAAGAUGCAAAAUUGCUUCUGAAACUCAUGAAGCCCAUGGUGUGCGAGACUGGUCAAAGGUUCACAUUGCGUUUAGGUGAUUUAACAUUAGGAACUGGAGUAAUCACCAAGAUCAACAACAAUCUGUCUGAAGAGGAUAGGCUGAAGCUUAUGGAAGGCAAGAAGGCUCGAGAAAAGGCCGCCGCGAAGAAGUAAAACUUAUUUAUAAAUUAAUUAAUAUUAGGACUGUAGUUGAUGUUAUGGUAUGCAUUUAAAAAUGUAAAUUCAUUAAUAAAAUUAAAAACCAU
Pectinophora gossypiella (pink bollworm) is the source of this 1657-nucleotide messenger RNA. RefSeq names its product elongation factor Tu (gene mEFTu1). The coding region runs from base 171 to 1565 and encodes 464 amino acids. The transcript has 7 exons. Lineage: Eukaryota; Metazoa; Arthropoda; Insecta; Lepidoptera; Gelechiidae. Gene Ontology annotation, cellular component: mitochondrion. Gene Ontology annotation, molecular function: GTPase activity; GTP binding; translation elongation factor activity. The record is from RefSeq and is a predicted model, not a curated record. Gene Ontology annotation, biological process: mitochondrial translational elongation.